Messenger RNA from Neocloeon triangulifer, 4254 nucleotides. RefSeq names its product cullin-associated NEDD8-dissociated protein 1 (gene Cand1). The coding region runs from base 148 to 3867 and encodes 1239 amino acids. NCBI's taxonomy places the organism in Eukaryota, Metazoa, Arthropoda, Insecta, Ephemeroptera, Baetidae. Gene Ontology annotation, cellular component: nucleus. Gene Ontology annotation, biological process: protein ubiquitination; SCF complex assembly. The transcript has 17 exons. The record is from RefSeq and is a predicted model, not a curated record.
AAGUGGCGCAGCCUGCUUGUGCAUUGUCAAGUUGAUUUCCCAAACACAAUCGGCUGGACUGCAUUUGAUUAGAUUUUCCACUCAUUUCCCGAGGAGCAAGACUCUUGCCCGGCUUCUUGAAGUUAACCGAGAUCGGUCUGCGCAAAAAUGGCGAGCGUCUCGUACCAGAUCUCCAAUCUUUUGGAGAAGAUGAUGUCCAGCGACAAGGACUUCCGCUUCAUGGCCACCAAUGACCUGAUGACCGAGCUGCAGAAGGACAGCAUCAAGUUGGACGACGACUCUGAGCGGAAAGUUGUCAAGAUGCUGCUCCGCCUCCUUGAAGAUAAGAACGGAGAAGUCCAGAAUCUGGCGGUCAAAUGCUUAGGGCCGCUGGUCAAUAAAGUGAAAGAGUAUCAAGUGGAGACAAUUGUGGACAGUCUUUGCACCAACAUGGUGUCGGAUAAGGAGCAGCUCAGGGAUAUUUCUAGCAUUGGCCUUAAGACUGUCAUCAGUGAACUGCCACUCGCCUCAAGUCAACUCGCUGGAAAUGUCUGCAAAAGAAUCACAGGCAGACUUAGCACAGCCAUUGCCAAACAAGAGGAUGUUUCUGUCCAGUUAGAGGCCCUAGACAUUUUGGCUGAUCUACUGUCAAGGUUUGGAGCUCUUCUAGUGAACUUCCACUCCACAAUUUUGGAAAAUCUACUUCCUCAGUUGGCUUCUCCUAGACAAGCCGUUCGCAAAAGAACAAUUGUGGCUCUGGGCCUGCUAGUUAUGUCAUGCCACCCUACACUGUAUACAAAACUGAUGAUGGUGAUGCAAGAGGAGUUGGACAAAAACACUUCAAUCAGCACCACUAGAACAUACAUCCAGUGUGUGGCCGCCAUCUGUCGACAAGCUGGACACCGAUUUGGAGAAUACGUAGAGCAAAUGGUGCCCUUGAUUGUGAAAUAUAGCAGAGAGGAUGACGACGAGUUGCGCGAGUACUGUCUGCAGGCAUUUGAAGCCUUUGUCCAGAGGUGUCCGAAGGAAGUCAGCCCUCACAUCCCAACGAUUGUAACCUUGUGUUUGGAGUACAUCACAUAUGAUCCAAAUUACAAUUAUGAGGAAGAGCCAGAUUAUGAUGACAGUGCGAUGGAGACUGAAGACGAAGAUGGUGGAGACGAGGAUGGAGAGGAGGAAUACUCGGACGACGACGACAUGAGCUGGAAGGUUCGCCGUGCUGCUGCCAAGUGCUUGGAAGCGGUCAUCAGCACCAAAAGAGAAUUGUUGCCUGAUUUAUACACAGACGUGUCACCUGCUCUAAUUAGCCGAUUCAAAGAGAGGGAAGAAAAUGUCAAGUCCGACAUUUUCCAUGCUUACAUGGCACUUCUUCGCCAGACCCGAAGAAUUCAGAGUGUCACCGUUGAACCAGACGGCAUGGAUGCCGAGGAAGGCCCUAUCACUCUGCUCCAAAAUCAAGUACCAACCAUUGUGAAAGCUGUUCACAAGCAAAUGAGAGAAAAGAGCAUCAAGACGAGACAGGACUGUCUGACCUUGCUUAGAGAAUUGGUAGUCGUUUUGCCUGGUUGUCUUGCUUCUCACAUCCCUGCCCUUGUUCCUGGAAUUUUAUUUUCUUUGGGUGACAAGAACUCAAGCAGCAACAUGAAAAUCGACACUCUAUCCUUCAUCAGCUGCCUGGUGGCCUCGCACGAGCCAACCGUGUUCCACCAGCACAUUCCUGCCUUGCUGCCCCCAGUGAUUGCUGCCGUGCGAGAUGGGUUUUACAAAAUCACCGCCGAGGCUCUGCUAGUGCUGCAGCAGUUGGUGCAGGUGGUUCGACCAAUGGACCGUCACUGCAACUUCGACUUCAAGCCAUUUACUGCUGAACUCUAUGAGUGCACCUUGCAACGCCUACGAGCUGCUGACAUAGAUCAGGAGGUGAAGGAACGAGCCAUCUCUUGCAUGGGCCAGAUUAUUUGCAACUUGGGCGACUACCUGCAAGCUGAGCUGCCCACUUGCUUGCCUAUUAUCUUGGACAGACUGCGCAACGAAAUUACACGACUCACCACUGUGAAGGCUUUGACAAAAGUUGCUGGUUCUCCUCUGCACAUUAACCUGCAGCCUGUGCUCGUUGAUGCCAUGCCUAUUCUCGGCUCAUUCCUUCGCAAAAAUCAGCGCGCCCUUAAAUUGGCCACCCUAACCCUGUUGGACGUUCUCGUCCGAAGCUACAACAAAGUCAUGCACCAGAGUCAACUGACCGCUGUGAUUGUUGAACUGCCUCCACUUCUCAGCGAGUCUGAUCUGCACAUUGCCCAGCUGACUUUGACCCUGUUGACCUCUGUGGCACAGACCCUGCCUCUGGCACUUGGCAACAUAGGCAGCGAAAUUCUGCCUGAAAUUUUGGUCUUGGUCAAGAGUCCUCUUCUGCAAGGCGCUGCCCUCGCUUCCAUGCUUGACUUCUUCCAGGCCUUGGUCCAGGCUAACCUGCCCGGCUUAGGAUUCUGCGAGCUGGUCAUGCUGCUCAGGCAGCCUGUCUUGACUGAUCAGAUGGCAUCCUCCCUUCACAAACAGGCAUUGCAUUCUCUUGCAAAGUGUGUUGCGGCCAUAGCUUUGAUUGUACCUGGUGAAGCUCAGAAUGUCCCGAUGCAGUUGGCCUCCGACACGAAAUUGGGUGGCACCAACCAAGAGAGGAUUUUCAACAUGUAUACCAUUGGAGAAAUUGGAAGACACAAGGACUUGAGUGGCAUUCCACAGGUGUCAGAAGCACUCCUUUCUGCCUUUUCGUCAGUUACGGAAGAAGUAAAGUCGGUGGCUGCUUACUCUCUGGGCAGUGUGGCCUCGGGCAACUUGAAUCACUAUUUGGGCACAAUCAUGAACGAAAUGAAAGCCAAGCCUAGGAAGGAGUACCUGCUUCUGCACUCUCUCAAGGAGAUGAUCAGCUACCAGGCAAGCACAGCGGCUGGCCGACUGGCCCUGCAGCCUCAUGUGCCCACCAUCUGGCAGUAUCUCUACGAAUACAGAGAGUGCGCAGAGGAGGGAACCAGGAACGUGGUGGCCGAGUGUCUUGGCAAACUCACGCUCAUAGAUCCCGACACGCUGAUGCCACAUCUGAGGGAGUCGUUGGCCUCCGAAUCUGCUCACAUGAGAACCAUUGCCGUCACAGCUAUCAAGUUCACCAUUUCUGACCAGCCUCAAGCCAUUGACCCUCUUUUGCGUCAACACAUGGGCCAAUUUCUGGCUGCGCUCAAGGACCUGGACCCGAAUGUGAGAAGAGUGGCUCUUGUAGCUUUUAACUCUGCCGCACACAAUAAACCUUCACUUGUAAGAGAUCUGCUUGACGAGACCCUCCCUCAACUUUAUGAAGAAACCAAAGUCAAGAAAGAGCUCAUUCGUGAGGUUGAGAUGGGUCCUUUUAAACACACUGUCGACGAUGGGCUGGACAUACGCAAAGCUGCCUUUGAGUGCAUGUACACGCUGCUGGACUCGUGCAUGGACAGACUGGACGUUUUUGCCUUCCUCGACCAUGUGCAGAACGGACUCAAAGAUCAUUAUGACAUCAAAAUGCUGACCUACCUCAUGGUCGCCAGGUUGUCUCAGCUCUGCCCCUCGGCUGUUCUUCAACGACUUGUGCACUUGGUCGAGCCCCUAAAAAAGACUUGCACAACCAAAGUGAAGGCCAAUUCGGUGAAACAGGAAUUCGAAAAGCAGGAUGAGCUCAAGAGGUCUGCCAUGAGAGCCGUUGCAGCCUUGUUGUCAAUUCCCACAGCAGACAAAAAUCCUCAUCUCGCAGAAUUUGUGACUAUUAUAAAGACAACUCCUGAACUGCUAACAAUCUUCGAGUCAAUUCAGAAAGACUCCUCCAUGGCCUCCGGAGGCCAGGACUCGCCAACCAUGAUGGAUCUGAGCUGAAAAACCCACCACCUCACCAUCCAGCGUGGAGUGCAUUAGUGCUGAAGUGAUGAUUUAACAUCAAUCAGACUUUCGUGCUUAAUCAAGGUAAAAUUGCAAAAUUGAAACCGCCACUCAUUUCUACCUAAUCGACUGCUACAACCGUGGGAUACUUCUUAACGUGUAAUUAUAUUUUCGAGAGAAGGAGUGUAGGCGAUGAUUUGUUGUAAAUUAAAACUGCAAGUCUUUUUUUCCUUAUGUUUUCGGUAGAACGAAAACCUGUUUAAUAAAUACUUAGUGUAAUAAUCAAUCGACUACAAUUUAAGUAACACAGAGUAGCGCAGAGUUGGAAUAAUUACUGAACAAUAAAAACAAACUCCUUUUUUCAUCCAAGCAAACCACACGUUC